AUAUCACACGUCACGCUGUCUUGUAACGGGCAUAAAAUGUUUGCAAGAUGUAUACCGAGGCAAGCAGCCCGUAGGGCAGUCAGGUCCAUCAGGGCCACUCAUCAAAUGCCCAUGAAAAGACGCUACUCCAACUCAAGCGUUGCUCCUCCUGCCAUUGCACCUUCUCCUGCUGCUGCUUUGGGAGGUCUGAACACCGAGCUAGACAAACUGUCUCCUCGGUUUGAUAUUUCUUCUUCUCAGAUAGAGAUUCUGAGGUCUCCUUCUGAUUUCUAUGAGACCUUGAAGGCCAAGAUCAGAACAGCUGAGAGGAGAAUAUUUCUCUCCACUCUCUAUAUUGGCAAGUCCGAACAUGAACUGAUCCAAACGAUCCAAGAAUCUCUCAAGCGUAACCCUAGCCUCAAGGUUUCCUUCCUUACAGAUUCCCUCCGAGGCACUAGGGAGACACCAAAGGCGUCUUGCGCGACAUUGUUGGCCGCUCUGAUCGAUGAGUUUGGUCCAGAUCGUGUCGAAGUGUGCAUGUACCACACACCUAAUCUUACAGGUAUUCGCAAGUCUAUCAUACCCAAGCGCAUCAACGAAGGCUGGGGACUUCAACAUAUGAAGCUUUAUGGCAUCGACGACGAGAUCAUCAUGUCAGGUGCCAAUCUCUCAUCCGACUACUUCACAAAUCGUCAAGAUCGUUAUCAUUUGAUCUCUAGCAAGCGUAUCACCGACUACUUUUCCAAAGUGCACGAAACGGUGUGUAGCAUCAGCUACCGCGUGGUCCCUAACGCCUCUGCACCCGGUGGGUUCAACCUUGACUGGCCAACGACAAACGCACACCCAGCUCCUUUGAACGACCCCAAAGAGUUUAUCACUCAAGCCACAAAGUUGCUCGCUCCUUUACUGAAGCCCGCCGCUACCACCUCGCUUCAGACGUCACAAACGGAUACCCAGAUAUAUCCGUUGCUCCAACUGACACCUCUACUCAAGCCCGAUACAUCAACGGAACUGCCUGCGCUCACCACAAUUCUGAAAGCUCUUGCUACUCCAGCCUUUGCGGGAAGCAAAUGGACAUUUACGGCUGGUUACUUCAAUAUGACACCCUGGCUUCGCGAUCUGCUUCUGGCCUCUAACCCGUCAUCCGCCAAUGUCAUCGCAGCAUCGCCAUGGGCAAAUGGUUUCUACGGCUCUCCAGGUGUUUCAGGCAUGCUUCCUGCUGCGUACACUCUUCUUGGCCGUCGCUUCCUUUCCUCGGUUCAAAAAGCCGGACUGGAGAACCAAAUCACGCUCAAGGAAUGGAGAAAGGGCACAGUCAACACACCGGAUGGCUGGACGUAUCAUGCAAAAAGCAUCUGGCUUACCCUCAAGGACCAGCCAGGUCCGAGUGUCAGUCUGAUUGGCAGCAGCAAUUACACGAAAAGAAGUUACAGUCUGGACUUGGAGGCUAAUGCAAUGAUCGUUACGAGGGAUGUCGGUCUAAUGAAGAGGUUGAGGGAAGAAGAAGAGUGGUUGCAAGAGUAUGCGACCAAGGUUGACCAGGGCACCUUUGAGAAGACGGAAAGAAGAGUCGGAUUGCAUGUUAGAAUUGCCAUGUGGAUCGUUACUCUGGUCGGCGGUGCGUUGUAGAUGAUGGCUAGUUUGAGUUGUCGGAGGCUUUUGUACGAUAUUCGAGAUCUGUUGAUUAGAUGUACACAAAUAUCAGUACAAGAUCUGGGAAUCGACCCGAUUGUCGCAUCCAUGGUGUUGUCGCAACAACGUUCCGUUCCAAGUUCCGGUCAGUCA
Aureobasidium pullulans EXF-150 is the source of this 1764-nucleotide messenger RNA. RefSeq lists its product as uncharacterized. Gene Ontology annotation, cellular component: mitochondrion. Gene Ontology annotation, molecular function: CDP-diacylglycerol-glycerol-3-phosphate 3-phosphatidyltransferase activity. Lineage: Eukaryota; Fungi; Ascomycota; Dothideomycetes; Dothideales; Saccotheciaceae. The record is from RefSeq and is a predicted model, not a curated record. Gene Ontology annotation, biological process: cardiolipin biosynthetic process. Bases 37 to 1608 code for a protein of 523 amino acids. The transcript is spliced from 3 exons.